UCUGUAUCGCGUACGCACGUAGCCUACUCGUUCUUUCUCUGUUACUUUCCAUAGAAUAUACGGACUUUAGUUUAUUCAGUGUUUGUCUAUCCAAUGAUUACAAGUGUCGACAAGUACCUGACCAACAUGGCGCAGUGAGUAGGAUUCUGUGGAAAGAGAAAUAGUGAAAAGCAGUGUACAAGCCGGUUGGCGUAACGGCCAGCCGCCCGCAUUCCGUGCGUGCCCUUUUUGACCUGUGCCGGUGAGUGAGGCCCAGGGCCACACCCGCCCGUGAACUCCGCUUAUUGCUGUAUGGUCAUUUACGAUUUAUAUGCGGUUCGAGCUGUCGAGGCGCCGCCCCUAUAUAUCGUUGAAAUAACGCAGUAUUAAGUGUACAUAUGGGCAAGCGCGGUGUUCGGAACACCAGGAUUAACGCCACCGCCACCUCGCCCGCCACCCCCGCUACCUCGCCCCUGAUGGAUGAACCAUCGGAGCCCGCGCAGCCCGAGGGCAGGGAGGAGGCACCCACGCUUUUGACCGUUGUGGCCCCUCAGAGGCUGGCAGUGCCUCAGGGGCCAGUUCACCCCGUCGCUGUAUCGCGUAAUGGUGGGUUUAGCAGCUGCGGUGUCCUCACAACCAACAGGCGGCAAUUCUGGCGUUGGUACCAGUACAGACACCCUCUUCCGCAAAGAGGUCAAGGGAAGUGAUGGAAUAACUCGAGGAGAGUACGGUUACCACACACCUGAUGGUUGCUUGCAUGUGGUGUCAUAUGAAACACACCCUGGUAAAGGCUACCGUGUUCUAGGCUCCAGUAAAAAAGAAUGUGGACGUCCUGUGACUACGAAGCCGUCCGCAGCUAGACCCCAAACUACCGCAGAAAGUGAUAUCACCCACUCAAAAACAAGCUCUAUAACAAUACAAACCACCACAACGAGAACUCCUGUGACUACUAGAUUUACCACCUCUAGAAGAGAUAUUGGUACCACCAUUCCUGCCACAACACCGUUUACCAUUACCAACACAAAACCUCGUGAUUCGUUUUUAGCCCCUACAAUACCACCUGUGGACACCAACAUCGUAACGGAAGCUGUAAUGAAGACGCAAGACUCCCAAGGAAAGCAGCUGCAACCCACUCCAACAUUUAUCGAAUCGGAUGGGGAUGAUUCCAGUACGUUGCCCGCUUACACCUUCGGUUAUACCACACCCACUCACGGCCACACUGAGUCGGGUCUUCCCGACGGUUCUAAGAAAGGAGAGUAUUACUGGGAUGGUCCUGAUGGCUGGAGGAGAAUUGUGACCUACGAAGCCAAUGAGAGAGGAUUCUUCCCAAGGAUGCGACAAGUUAGGAUCCCCACAACAACCACCACCACCGUCCCACCGCCAACCACCACAUCCACAAUCAAUUCUCCGCCUGAGGCCUUGGCGAAAGAACUUCUGGGUAACCUGCCACCGCAGGCGGGUGGAUGCCCAUACUACUUUUACUAUAACACCAGGAUAAAUUACCACUGGGAGAGAUGCUUCGAGAACUUCACCAAGACCGGAGAGUUUGGGCAGUUGGGUCCUGAUGGCUAUGCCCACAAGACUGAAUAUGUCGCAGAUAUCACUGGCUUUCACCCACGCCUCACCAAGACACCACUUACCACGGGUCAAGAAAAUGUAGUAGCUGAGUACACGGAAGGGGCUUUUAUCGUCCCAAAGCCUGACGAAGAGCGAAGGGAAACCGAAAAACGCAUCCUGGCUUGGCUGGCGGACAACAGAAACAGAAUAGAAGAGCCCCUACGAUAAACCACGCGUCAAGCACUGCACGUGCCUUAAAUUUCUAAAAUAACUUCACAGCAACGUAUAGUUUCGUCAUAAUAAACUACCCCGAACUUGUUUCCCUUUUAAAAAACAAUAAUUCUUAUGAAAUAUCAAUUGUUUAAUAAUAAGGAGUGCUAAUCUG
Eriocheir sinensis (Chinese mitten crab) is the source of this 1921-nucleotide messenger RNA. RefSeq lists its product as uncharacterized. NCBI's taxonomy places the organism in Eukaryota, Metazoa, Arthropoda, Malacostraca, Decapoda, Varunidae. Bases 583 to 1764 code for a protein of 393 amino acids. Gene Ontology annotation, molecular function: structural constituent of chitin-based larval cuticle. The transcript has 8 exons. Gene Ontology annotation, cellular component: chitin-based extracellular matrix. The record is from RefSeq and is a predicted model, not a curated record.